This is a messenger RNA of Ixodes scapularis (black-legged tick), 2207 nucleotides long. Its product is annotated as sodium- and chloride-dependent neutral and basic amino acid transporter B(0+). The record is from RefSeq and is a predicted model, not a curated record. Gene Ontology annotation, cellular component: membrane. Gene Ontology annotation, molecular function: glycine transmembrane transporter activity. Lineage: Eukaryota; Metazoa; Arthropoda; Arachnida; Ixodida; Ixodidae. Gene Ontology annotation, biological process: sodium ion transmembrane transport.
UUUGCAUUUUGCCCAUCCGCUUGGAAUACUCCUGCCGAGCGGCCGACAGCCUAUUUAUGCACCUGGAGGCUCCUGCUUUCGUCAAUCCGGCCUUCCAAGCUGAUGAGAAGAAAGCGGAAAUCAUCUCUAAUGGAGACGGUGCCGUCAUGAAUGGCAUUCACGCAGCAGAGGCUGCGAGUCCUGUCGCCAAAGAAGAGCAUCCAGAGAGGGGUCAGUGGGCCAACAAGACGGAGUUCAUUCUAUCCUGUAUAGGUCUCUCCGUGGGCAUCGGCAACAUUUGGAGGUUUCCGUUCCUGGCCUACCAAAAUGGCGGAGGAGCCUUUUUACUGCCCUACGUCAUCCUCAUGCUGCUGGUAGGGAAGCCCAUGUACUUCAUGGAAGUUGCCCUAGGUCAGUUCACGAGUCUGGGACCACUCUCGGUCUGGAGGUGCCUGCCCAUCGCCAAGGGUGUCGGCGUUGCAAUGGUGGUGGUGUCCCUAAUCGUCGCCGUCUAUUACAACGUCAUCUUGGCCUACACGGUCUUCUACAUGGCACAAAGCUUCCGUUCCGAGCUGCCCUGGGUGAACUGUCACGAGUGGUGGGGCGCAGACCUGGAGACGUGCUAUGUCCGGAGCAAAAAUGUGGAACGCUGCGUGAUGACCGGCAAGAAUCUUAUCCAAGAAUACAUGAACUCCACGAACAUCACGAGCGGUAUUGCACUUCUAGGCACCGACAACAUGACAGUCUUCGUUCCCGAGGACGUCUACACAGCUCGCUAUAGCAACUGCACAAACGCCACGCAAACAGCAAGUCAGCAGUUCUGGGAACGCUACGUUCUCAAUAUAACCGGCGGCAUCGAGGAGCUCGGAGUUGUUCGUUGGGAUCUCAGUCUCUGCCUCCUUGCCAGUUGGGUGGUAGUCUUCCUUUGUCUCAUGAAAGGAGUCAAGUCUACCGGAAAGGUGGUCUACUUCACAGCGACAUUUCCCUACCUCGUUCUCUUCAUUCUACUCAUCAAAGGAGCCACUUUGCCUGGAGCAGUAGAAGGCAUCAAGUAUUUUCUCAUUCCCGAGUGGAGCAGGCUUCUGGAGAUUGAUAUUUGGCGCAAAGCUGCGGAACAACUGUUUUACUCUUUGGGCAUAUCUUGGGGAGGCAUCAUUAUGUUCGGAAGCUACAACAAGUUCAAGAACCCUGUUCACAGGGAUGCACUGUUCAUCAGUACCAUGGACUUCUUGACAAGCAUCAUUGGGGGAAUCGUCAUCUUCUCAGUCCUAGGCAACAUGUCCACGGAACUUGGAAUCGACAUUAAGGAUGUUGCCAAAGCAGGUCAGGGGUUGGCGUUCGUUGCCUACCCCGAAGCCUUGUCCAGGCUGGUGGUUCCACAACUCUGGUCCUUCCUGUUCUUCUUCAUGCUGUUUCUGCUGGGUCUCGACAGCGAGUUCGCUCUGCUGGAAACCUUCUUGACGGCCUUCUACGACGAGUUUCCAAACUCCAGAAAGUACAAGGUGCCCCUGACCUUCGGCAUCUGUCUGCUCUGCUUCCUUCUUGGAAUUCCGUGCGUCAUGCAGGGUGGCCAAUACAUUCUCAAUCUGAUGGACACCUACGCUGGAGGAGGCGCCGUGCUGUUCAUCGCCAUCUGCGAGAUCGUCGGUCUUAUGUGGUUCUAUGGAAUGCGGCGGUUCUGCGCCGAUCUGAAAAUGAUGCUGGGACACGAGAUUGGAUGGUACUGGAAGGUCAGCUGGCUCGUCUUCUGUCCUCUCAUUCUUGGAUUCUUGUUCGUCUACGGCCUGGUCAAGCACAAGCCAAUCAUGUAUGACGACGUUGUGAAGUAUCCUGCCUGGGCCGACGGAGUUGGCUGGUUCCUGGCGCUUAUUUCCAUGGCGCAGAUCCCCAUCUGGGGCCUUGUGAUGCUGUUGAUCAACUGGAAGGUCAAACCCUCGAAAAGCAUUCACGCCUGAGAACCGAUGGGGACCCGGGGACCCAGACGAAAUGGUGCUCUACAACGCCCCUUCGGGGAUCACGAACCUGGGUUUCGACUACAAUCCCGACCACAUCAAGUCGAUUAUGUAAAAAGAAAAAAAAAAAGAAAUACAGUGACCAGUGCAUUUUUGCAGAAACCAAGUCACAAUGUACAGACGCUUCGAAAUGUUCUUCAUAUGUCCACAUCUGCUAGAAUGUAGUUAACGAUGCCGGUAUUACCCAGAAAAAUAUCAUUUAGACGGGCCUUGAUU